CUCCAAGACAUGCUGAUCAUUCGAAACAACCGUAACCAGUAUUAAGCCCCAAGACCUGCAAGCGCUAUUGUUGCUCUACAAGUUACAGAUACUUCAUUCUGAUAUCAUUCUGACCACUGAUACACCACCAAUAUGAGUCGUCAUUUGCUUGGAAUGGUUGAGGAGGCACCAGCCGACUUAGAGCUUAAUUCUGCGAGUGACGAACUUGUUAAGACAGUAGAUACCCUAGGGCUACGCAUUGCAGCAGUAUUUAUCAUCCUUCUGGCUGGCCUUCUUGGCGGCUUGCCGCCUCUCUUCCUUAAAGCCUUUCAACGCCAAGAAAGCUUGCAAACGUUUUUAAUACGUGCAUUUUCAGCGGGCGUCAUCCUUGCACUGGCUUUGGUGCAUAUCGUGCCAGACGCCAUCCAAGACCUGGCCGACAUCGGCGGCAUAAAGUACCCUAUCGGCGGUACCUCCAUCCUCUUUGGCAUCGCUGCCAUGAUCUUCAUAGAGCACGGGGCGCACAUGAUGUAUGGCAUCCCUCACGUGCAUCAUUCCGACGCCGCACCGCCAGCGCGGCCGCUCGAGUCCCAAACGCAGUCGCUGCCCACGCAGCAACCCUCCGCCAUCGGAGAGGGCUGCGAAGACGACGCGAAAGCCAGCUGCCGCGGCAACCAGCAGCCGGGGCAUGCCCACGCUCAUGCCCAUCCACACCCACCUCAACCGCCCAUGCUCCAACAGCAAGAGGACAAAGCAGCCUCCUGCGGCCACCCUCAGCAUUUGGAGCACCAACAGGAGAACCCUCUAAGGGACCAGCAGCUCCCCCUCCCUGCACCCACCGCCACCACAGCCGCCACAAGCACGGCCGCAUUCGCACGUCGCUCAGCGGGCCCUUCCCUCGGCCACCGGAGCGCCGGCGCCGGCAGCGGCCCCUGCGGCAGCCCCCUUGCCGCCACCUCCCUCCCGCUCUUCAGCAGCAGCGACUGCACCCUCGCGCGCAGCGAAUGCAGCACUCCCCAUGGCGGCGCCAUGGCUACCGGCGGCACCGCCUCCGCCGCUGCAGCUGCCUCGACGGCGCUGCUGCUGCACUGCGCGCCGGAUCACUGUCACGACUGCGUGUCGCGCUCUUCAGCGCCCAACUGGGCCUCCGCGGUGGAGGUCAGUGCGGCGGGGGACUCGCCGCUGCGGCUGCGCAUCAUAGCAUACCUGUUCGAGUUGGGUUGCAUCUUCCACUCGUUUAUCAUCGGGCUCUCGCUGGGAGUCAACCAGACCAGCAUGGCACAGGUUCGUGCGCUGCUGAUUGCGCUGUCGUUCCACCAAGCGCUGGAGGGCCUCAGUCUGGCCAGCGUCAUCAACCGGGGGGGCUUCUCCGGCGCUCGAGCAGCGCUCAUGGUGGCCAUGUACGGCGUCACCUGCCCCGCGGGGGUGGCAAUCGGCAUUGCCAUUGCGAAAUCCUACGAGCCCGAGAGCCUGCAGGCGCGUGCAGCCCAGGGGGUCCUCAACGGUGUGUCAGGCGGAAUGCUGCUGUACAUCUCCCUCGUACAACUCAUCGCGGAGGACAUGGGCAAGUAUGUCACGGAGCCCUCAUCGUCAAGCAGCAGCAGCAAGAAUGCGCAUGGGUCCGGACCCACGGGUCGUUCUGGCUGCCAUGCAUCGGGCGGCUCGGAGAUUGGGUACCGCAUUCGCAUGCCCUCUUUCCUGGCGUUCUGCGCGGGUGCUGCCUCCAUGUGCUUGCUUGCGGUGUGGGCUUGAUGCGAAGGCAAGAAAGGAAGGGGGGAGUGUUACUGGUGCCUGGCGCUCGUGGCUGCUAACCGUUGGUUGGCUCGUUUGCACGCUUUACACGUCUGGCGGUGCCAUGGGUCCAUUAGUUUACAAGCCAUACUAGUAGCUGUUAUGUAAGUUACGAGGGAGCGGUGGAGCUGCAAAGAAAGAAGAGCCCGGGAGGCAGUAGCAGCGGUGGCUGCAGCGCCGUUAGUAGUGGGUUGUAGUAAAUGUGGAUAAUGACAUGACGUCAAUCCAACAUGGGUAUAAUGUAGAAGUUACCGUUAGUAGGAUGCAUGAUGCUUUCAUGACUCAUAAGGAGGACCGCAUAAGGAGGAC
Messenger RNA from Astrephomene gubernaculifera, 2079 nucleotides. The record is from the annotation of a GenBank genome assembly. NCBI's taxonomy places the organism in Eukaryota, Viridiplantae, Chlorophyta, Chlorophyceae, Chlamydomonadales, Astrephomenaceae.